AUGGGGGACAAGGAAGAGCCCAUUUCCCUAUGUCUUGAAGAGGGGAGAUGGUGGCCCAGAGAUUCUGGGCAGAGUAAGGAGAAGGAUAUUUGUCAUCUGUUUAGGUGCCUCAGUAUGAAGAGACACUGCUGGGAAGAGGAGGAGGAGGAGGGCCACGACUUGUACACAGGCUUGGAUCAUGCACCCCUUGUGGCGGGAAAAGAGGAGGAGGAAGAAUUCAGCAGCUCACCAUCUCCCACAAGGAUCUUUCAUGUACAAGCAAGAAAGAAGCGGAGAGGGAUAAUCGAUAAACGGCGCAGGGACCGCAUUAACAGCAGCCUAUCUGAACUACGGCGUUUGGUUCCCACUACCUUUGAGAAGCAGGGCUCUUCCAAAAUGGAGAAAGCAGAGAUCUUGCAGAUGACAGUAGAUCACUUAAAAAUGCUUCAUGCCAUUGGAGACACAGAUGCUCGAGUGCUGGCAGUCGAUUACAGGACGAUCGGUUUUCGUGAGUGCGUUACAGAAGUAGUGAGAUACUUGGGCACCUUCAAGGGGCAGAGUGGCACCGAUUCUGUCCAGCUUCGGCUCCUCUCGCACCUGAACAACUAUGUGGCUGAAAUGGAACCUCCUUCUAAAGCAACAUCCUCUCUCUUGCCCUUCCAGUCCUGGCCUUGGUGGCUUUUCCAAAAAUCUCUAGCUCCUUCUUCCCCCCAAGUCCAUCUCCCCAGGAGGGAGGACAACCCUGGCUUGGCAGUCCUGGCUGCUUCGUCGGGAAUCUAUCUGGGCCCCAUGCUGGGGGGAACACCCAUUUGCCAAAUUCCAAAUUCUCUCACAUCAGUCUGCCCUAACACCUUGUUUAGUAGAACUUCAUCACCCCAACAGAGUAAGCAUUGCCCACUGAUGACAACAGCCACCCCCAGUAGUGGAUCUAGUGAGAGGCCGAGGAAGGCAGCGGCCCCCAGGAGCAGCCAGUUUGCAGCCCUUCUCUUCUCUUCCUCCUCCUCCUCUUUGGCUCACAGUCCAGGAGCACCAGUUUACAUGCCUCCACCACCUCCAGUUCUGAUCGCUUCUGCUCAAGGACCAGGAAUCAAAACUGGGAAAGCUGCUAGGAUCUGCCAUACCUGGACUAUGGAAAUUGGACCUUUGUGAUCCUCCCCCCGCCCCGAGAGAGAGAGAGAAAGAGAGAGAGAGAGAGAGAGAGAGAGAGAGAGAGAGAGAGAGAGAUUUUCAGCAGCCCUCUCUUGAAUAAAAACAAAAAGUGAAGCUGAACUCAACCCUUAUUCCUGCUUUUUGCAUACAUUAGAAGAACCUUUCCUGACAAUUUGUUGAUUAUGUUGUGGACACAGUCUAUAUAAGGAAAAUGCUCUUUCCUCCUGACUACCAUGCCUUCAUUGCUGCUGGGACUGGGAGUGCUCUCUGGGCCAUAUGCAUGCAAGUGUCAAGAGGACAGGAACAUAGAGUGGGUAGUGCUUGGACAUUCUGCACUCUUUCAGCUUUAUAAACCCUUUUCCUUUUUCAUGCUUGUUAGAGGCUGAGCAUGCUGUUGUGGCACUGUAAUAGCAAAAAGUCACCAUCUGCUGCUGCACUUCCAGUAAAAAAUAAUGAUGUUUUUUCCCUUUUGCUUGGUUCAGCUGAUAUACUUCCCUCUAAUUUUUUGGAGCAACACACACACGGUGAGAGGGAGGAAAUGGUGUUCACUGCUUUUAUAGCUCCCCUUUUGCAUCUUCUCCCCAUUCAGCAGUGGUGGGCGAACGUUUUCAGCCCUGGGAUCACUUUGGGACACCUUUCAAGGGCAACAUGCCCAUGGUGGGUGGGUCCAGAGGCAAAAGUGAGUGGAGCAAUCAAAGUAAAUGUUACCUUUGUACAGUAUGCUAGUUUCUACACAUACCCGCACUCCCUUCUUUCACCUCUAUACAGGUAAGAAAAAGGCAUUAUCACGGUUAAGGCAGCUCCUACGAUUGCCUGCAAUGAGCUUGAGAUGUUCUCUAUAAGGGUUCACCCUGAAGGUUCUGGCUACAGGUGGCUCUUUUGCUACCCUACCCUCUUCUUACCGGUAACUAGGGAGGUUGUGUUAGGGGAAAGGCACUCCUUUGUGUGGCAUCUUGCUGUGUGUGGAAGGAGUGUGCACUGGGCAAGACAACAUUAUGGGCAUCCUUUGCUGCUCCUGUGAUUUCACUGGCACCACCUUUGCAUAGGAGAUACCCAGAACAUCACUGGGGGGGUGUGACAUUGUGUUUGGAGGAUGUUGUCCUGCUGGGGAUGCUGUGGGAGUGGCUGUCAAUGCUGCUCUGUCUGCUCUUGGGGGGCAGAGGGAGCUGCUACAUCUCAAGUGUGCCUCAAUCUUGUCUACACAGACUGACAGUGGGCCCACUGAGCCAUGGCUUCCACUCACACAUACUAUGCUUUGUUUCUGGCUUUGCCAUUGUAAGUUCACAGGAUGACCCCAGCUACAUUAUGCCUAAGUAAUGCUGGUGUAGCUGUGUGAUAUGCAGAGUGGAAUCACAGAAUCGUUUUAGCUCUUCGAAAAAUAUAUGUAGCCUAUUAUUUGUGUCCUGCUGGCAAAGCCAUGAAAGGCCUGGAAAUGCUGGAGAUUAAAAUGAGGUGGAGCUCCUCAAGAUGACCCAUUUAUUCAGCAUUUAUCCUGAUUUGCUUGCACAAAGCCUAUACAGAGGUUAGAUUAUGUCCAGACUUUACUGAGCAUUUGUUCUGAUUUGUUUGAUGGGAGGUUAUAUAACAAUGAACAUUUAUCCUGAUUUAUGGGAUACUUUCUGUUAAUUAUUUGCCCCAUUCUUAUUUAUCAGUGUAUUUCCCUGUCAUUUUCCUAACCCCUGACCUUUGUUUUGGUGGGUUAUUUGUACUAAACCAACAGAGCAGUUUAAUCCACUUUAAUUGUGCUAACCUAAAUUUCUGGUAUGUGCUUGAGCCUCUACCACAAAAUACUGACAGCCUCUAUUUCAAUACAAUAAACACAACAGAUAAGAACAAAUGCAUUAUGUCAUCAGCUGCUUCAGGAAAAAAUCUAGUCCUCAAAUCUUUGGAUUGAAAGUGAGUUAUAAAUAUUCUGAGCAGCAAUAAUAUUGAGAUUAUUGGAACACGAUUCUUCCCUCCUUGCUUGGCCUCCCUGUCCUUUCAAUGCCAAAUCAUGGAUAAUGUUUUUCUGGCAGAAGGAUGCAUAUGAAUGAGGAGUGGGGUGUUUGAGUGAGAGUGACAUUAAUAUAUGAGAAGAGAGAAAACAGAAGAGGUACACCACACAUCCAAAUCACACCACUUCCCCCAAAGAAUCCAUUCCUGGGGACUGUAUUUCACCUCUCACAAAGCUACGGUAUCGAGACUACAGUUCCCAGAAUUCUUUGCGGGAAAGUCACGUGCUUUUAAAUAUGUACUGGAUGUGCCUUAAAUUCAUGGAGUGCAUCUGUCCCAACACCUAGUUGUAUCUGAUGAAGUGUGCAUGCACACGAAAGCUCAUACCAAAAUAAAAACUUAGUUGGUCUUUAAGGUGCUACUGAAGGAAUUUUUUUAUUUUGUCCCAACACCAUACACUUCAUGCUGCGCCCCGCCUUAGCCACCUGGGAACUGUAGUUUCCCCCUCACAGAGCUACAAUUUUCAGCAUCCUUAAGGAACUAUGUGAUUUCAGGGGGAA
This is a messenger RNA of Zootoca vivipara (common lizard), 3620 nucleotides long. It is a transcript of the gene HEYL, whose product is annotated as hes related family bHLH transcription factor with YRPW motif like. The record is from RefSeq and is a predicted model, not a curated record. Gene Ontology annotation, biological process: regulation of DNA-templated transcription. Lineage: Eukaryota; Metazoa; Chordata; Lepidosauria; Squamata; Lacertidae. Gene Ontology annotation, molecular function: DNA binding; protein dimerization activity.